This is a messenger RNA of Colletotrichum graminicola M1.001, 381 nucleotides long. RefSeq lists its product as uncharacterized. The record is from RefSeq and is a predicted model, not a curated record. Lineage: Eukaryota; Fungi; Ascomycota; Sordariomycetes; Glomerellales; Glomerellaceae. Bases 1 to 381 code for a protein of 126 amino acids. The transcript has a single exon.
AUGAGCCGCUCCAAGCUUUUGAAAAUAGCCUACCAGCUCAUUGACGCGUUCAACGCCUGGGACGAAGAUCAAAUCAUUGGCUGCCGGACUAAGGACUGCGUGCACGAGUUUUGGCCCGCCAGCGUCAGCCAGCAGCGCCACGACAACGCCGCCGCGAGGGCCGAGUUCGCCGCCACCAGAGAGAUAUUCAAGAACUUCCACGUCCGGGUAGUCGACCAUGUCGAGGACCCCGUCGCGGGGCGCGUCGUCAUGUUCGCUCACGCCUCCAUGGAAACGCACAAGGGGAAGAUGGUUCUGGACUACGUGCUCUUGCUGGACAUCUCCGAGGAAAGUGAGAAGAUCAGCCGAAUUUUGCAAAUGAACCAUCCUAAGUUUGUCUAG